Messenger RNA from Dicrocoelium dendriticum, 497 nucleotides. NCBI's taxonomy places the organism in Eukaryota, Metazoa, Platyhelminthes, Trematoda, Plagiorchiida, Dicrocoeliidae. The record is from the annotation of a GenBank genome assembly.
GUCUGUCGCUCGGUGACCUCAUGCCGCGUAUGUGGCGUCUGAUCGCACGCUGUGGCGAUGUCAGAGCGUGGGUGCGUAUUGUGCUCGACUCGAAACCUAGCUGGCAAAUCGACCCUCACGCCUCCCAUUUACUUCAGUUGUUCACUGCGUCUGCCAGCAAUCUUCUCAGCAUCUUAGACGAUGUGGAGUUGUUCGAAUUGCAAAAAUCAUUCACUCUGGAUGAACUCUGCUCGAUUGGCACCUUCUUCAAUCACCUCAUCUACGAAACCACUCUGGCCGUUCCAGAUCCCUCCACCUUGAUCGAGAGCCGGACUCCUCGCGGUUGCGUAACCAAAUCUAAGCCAUCUACCACUCCAGAGAAAGUAGACACCAGUAUUCCGAACGGAACAACAGACUCACCCUGUCUGUUCAGCUUGUGCCUCCGUCUCCUGUCAAUAGUCCGUGAACGGGACAACCGACAUCCGUUUACCGACCCAGCUUUUUGGCUCAUCCCGUAA